Molecule: messenger RNA, 3471 nt
Organism: Micromonas pusilla CCMP1545
Lineage: Eukaryota; Viridiplantae; Chlorophyta; Mamiellophyceae; Mamiellales; Mamiellaceae
Exons: 1
Coding region: 1-3471 (1156 amino acids)
Molecular function (GO): protein binding
Source: RefSeq, a predicted model, not a curated record
AUGAACGCGAGAUCUGCGCUCCGCCGCGCGUCUCGUCCUGAUCCGAGCGCCCCCACCAGCCUCGACGACGUCCUCGGCGAGCCCGGCCUCGCGUGUCUCGUCUUCUCGUUCCUGCCGAACGCGCGCGACCGCCGCAACCUCGCGCGCGUCUGCCGCGUGUUCCACGACGCGUCCACGCGAGUCGCGUCGUUGCCCGCGGCGUUCGACUUCACCGGCGUCACGACACGAUUGGAUGCGCGCGAAUUCUACAAGCAUCUGAUGCGCCACGACGGCGUGCUGGACUUGCCGAAAGAGCGCGUGCACGAGCUUCUCGCGUCGCUGUCGCACCCGUUGCCGAGAAGAACAACAGACGCAGAGACGUCCUCGCAGGGCAACAAGUCCCGCUACUUCUGUGCCAAUGCCGCUUACGUCGGCGAUCUCGAGCUGCUCAAGUGGCUGCGUGAGCACGGGUAUCCUUGGGGCGGUGAUCUAGAUGGCAGCGCAACGUGCUAUCAUGCCGCCCGUGAAGGUCAUCUGCACGUCCUCAAGUGGGCGCGAGCGAACGGAGCUCCGUGGAACGAGAGGACUUGCACCGGGGCUGCGGCUGGCGGCCACCUCGAGAUGUUGCAGUGGGCGCGCGCGAACGGCUGUCCGUGGGACGAGUGGACUUGCUACUGUGCCGCGGAUGGCGGCCACCUGGAGGUGCUGCAGUGGGCGCGCGCGAACAGCGCUCCGUGGGACGAGAACACUUGCGCCAGUGCCGCGGGUGGCGGUCACCUCGAGAUGUUGCAGUGGGCGCGCGCGAACGGCUGUCCGUGGGACGAGAGGACUUGCGACGGGGCUGCGGCUGGCGGCCACCUGGAGGUGCUGCAGUGGGCGCGCGCGAACGGCUGUCCGUGGGACGAGUGGACUUGCGCCAGUGCCGCGGGUGGCGGUCACCUCGAGAUGUUGCAGUGGGCGCGCGCGAACAGCGCUCCGUGGGACGAGAACACUUGCGACGGGGCUGCGGCUGGCGGCCACCUGGAGGUGCUGCAGUGGGCGCGCGCGAACGGUGCUCCGUGGAACGAGAACACUUGCAGGGACGCCGCGGAAGGCGGCCACCUGGAGGUGCUGCAGUGGGCGCGCGCGAACGGCUGCCCGUGGGACGAGACGACUUGCGCCCUUGCCGCGAUUGGCGGCCACCUGGAGGUGCUGCAGUGGGCGCGCGCGAACGGCUGUCCGUGGGACGAGAACACUUGCGCCUAUGCCGCGAAUGACGGCCACCUGGAGGUGCUGCAGUGGGCGCGCGCGAACGGCGCUCCGUGGGACGAGUGGACUUGCGCCGGUGCCGCGAAAGGCGGCCACCUGGAGGUGCUCCAGUGGGCGCGUGCGAACGGCUGGCCGUGGGACGAGAGAACUUGCUCUUGGGCCGCGGACGGCGGCCACCUGGAGGUGCUCCAGUGGGCGCGCGCGAACGGCUGUCCGUGGGACGAGAUGACUUGCGUCUGUGCCGCGAAAGGCGGCCACCUGGAGGUGCUCCAGUGGGCGCGCGCGAACGGCUGUCCGUGGGACGAGUGGACUUGCGCCGGUGCCGCGGGUGGCGGUCACCUCGAGAUGUUGCAGUGGGCGCGCGCGAACAGCGCUCCGUGGGACGAGAACACUUGCGACGGGGCUGCGGCUGGCGGCCACCUGGAGGUGCUGCAGUGGGCGCGCGCGAACGGUGCUCCGUGGAACGAGAACACUUGCAGGGACGCCGCGGAAGGCGGCCACCUGGAGGUGCUGCAGUGGGCGCGCGCGAACAGCUGCCCGUGGGACGAGACGACUUGCGCCCUUGCCGCGAUUGGCGGCCACCUGGAGGUGCUGCAGUGGGCGCGCGCGAACGGCUGUCCGUGGGACGAGAACACUUGCGCCUAUGCCGCGAAUGACGGCCACCUGGAGGUGCUGCAGUGGGCGCGCGCGAACGGCGCUCCGUGGGACGAGUGGACUUGCGCCGGUGCCGCGAAAGGCGGCCACCUGGAGGUGCUCCAGUGGGCGCGUGCGAACGGCUGGCCGUGGGACGAGAGAACUUGCUCUUGGGCCGCGGACGGCGGCCACCUGGAGGUGCUCCAGUGGGCGCGCGCGAACGGCUGUCCGUGGGACGAGAUGACUUGCGUCUGUGCCGCGAAAGGCGGCCACCUGGAGGUGCUCCAGUGGGCGCGCGCGAACGGCUGUCCGUGGGACGAGUGGACUUGCGCCAGUGCCGCGGGUGGCGGUCACCUCGAGAUGUUGCAGUGGGCGCGCGCGAACAGCGCUCCGUGGGACGAGAACACUUGCGACGGGGCUGCGGCUGGCGGCCACCUGGAGGUGCUGCAGUGGGCGCGCGCGAACGGUGCUCCGUGGAACGAGAACACUUGCAGGGACGCCGCGGAAGGCGGCCACCUGGAGGUGCUGCAGUGGGCGCGCGCGAACGGCUGCCCGUGGGACGAGACGACUUGCGCCCUUGCCGCGGACGGCGGCCACCUGGAGGUGCUCCAGUGGGCGCGCGCGAACGGCUGUCCGUGGGACGAGAUGACUUGCGUCUGUGCCGCGAAAGGCGGCCACCUGGAGGUGCUCCAGUGGGCGCGCGCGAACGGCGCUCCGUGGGACGAGCUGACUUGCGCCGGUGCCGCGAAAGGCGGCCACCUGGAGGUGCUCCAGUGGGCGCGUGCGAACGGCUGGCCGUGGGACGAGAGAACUUGCUCUUGGGCCGCGGACGGCGGCCACCUGGAGGUGCUCCAGUGGGCGCGCGCGAACGGCUGUCCGUGGGACGAGAUGACUUGCGUCUGUGCCGCGAAAGGCGGCCACCUGGAGGUGCUCCAGUGGGCGCGCGCGAACGGCUGUCCGUGGGACGAGUGGACUUGCGCCAGUGCCGCGGGUGGCGGUCACCUCGAGAUGUUGCAGUGGGCGCGCGCGAACAGCGCUCCGUGGGACGAGAACACUUGCGACGGGGCUGCGGCUGGCGGCCACCUGGAGGUGCUGCAGUGGGCGCGCGCGAACGGUGCUCCGUGGAACGAGAACACUUGCAGGGACGCCGCGGAAGGCGGCCACCUGGAGGUGCUGCAGUGGGCGCGCGCGAACGGCUGCCCGUGGGACGAGACGACUUGCGCCCUUGCCGCGGACGGCGGCCACCUGGAGGUGCUCCAGUGGGCGCGCGCGAACGGCUGUCCGUGGGACGAGAUGACUUGCGUCUGUGCCGCGAAAGGCGGCCACCUGGAGGUGCUCCAGUGGGCGCGCGCGAACGGCGCUCCGUGGGACGAGCUGACUUGCGCCGGUGCCGCGAAAGGCGGCCACCUGGAGGUGCUCCAGUGGGCGCGUGCGAACGGCUGGCCGUGGGACGAGAGAACUUGCUCUUGGGCCGCGGACGGCGGCCACCUGGAGGUGCUCCAGUGGGCGCGCGCGAACGGCUGUCCGUGGGACGAGAUGACUUGCGUCUGUGCCGAGAGAGAACGUAACCUGGAGGUGCUACAGUGGGCGCGAGCGAACGGCGCUCCGUGA